AUGGCCGGCUCGGGGGCCCUUUGGAUUUCGGAAAACGGCGCCGCUGCAGCUCCAAACGAGCCCUUCAAGAAGCGGCGAAAGCUGCACGCGGGGGGCUCCGUCUUCGCCUUUAUUGGCGCGGAGUUUUGGCAUUUGUCGAAACUUGAAGAAAGAAAAAAACUCCAGACUUUCUUGCUGCCCUUCGGGGCCCCCCGAGCCGAACUUGAAUGCCCAGCCCUCAGCCUCCCGCAAGCCGUCCGCUUUCUCGUGCGAUCCGCCACUCCAGCGCUUCCUGAGCAGCUUCGGAGGCUUCCUGCUGCUUCCUUUUCGGAUUUGAAGAGAAAGACUUUCCAAAAAAGGCCUCGAGACCCGCCACCAAAGGCCCCUUUGCUGCGCCCCGCCUGCUGCAGCUGCAGCAGGCCGUCAGAUCUGCAGCAGCAGCAGCAGCUCAGAAGCAGCUGCUGCUUCCAGACCUCCCUUUCGCCUGCUGCAUUCAGCAGCAGCAGCAGCAGCAGCGGCAGCAGCAGCAGCAGCAGCAGCUUCCCUGCCCUUCUCUCUCCCUCAGCAGCAAACCCUCAACUGCCUCCACGAAGUGACGCAACAGAAGCUUCUGCAUGCCCAGGCUCUUUGCUGCAGUGCCCCUCUUUGCUGCAGUGUCCUUCUUUGCUGCAGCACAACUCUUUGCUGCAGCACAACUCUUUGCUGCAGCACAACUCUUUGCUGCAGUGCAGCUCUUUGCUGCAGUGCCCCUCUUUGCUGCCUGCGAGGAGUUUGGCGCGGCGGCUUCGUUUUGAGCUGGGGCUUCAUUCUGCUGCAACUAUUCCUUUUGAAAGACUGCCCAAGAAGCUGCCCAAAGCCCCCCCGCUGCUGCUUUGGACAAAAGCCCGCAGCAAGUUGCUGCGCGGGAGGAAGCAGGGGGCCGCAGCAGCAGCAGCAGCAAGUUUCAGCUGCUGCUACUUCAGGCGAGGCGCUGCAGCAGCAGCAGCAGCAGCAGCUUCUGCAGCUGCGCCUCUUUCGCCUCUUUUUCCCCCAGAAGAACUUCAGUUGGAGCUCGAAAGCUGCGAAACGGGAUGUGUUGUUGUGGCAGUGCCCUGCUGCAGUGGAAGCAGCAGCCCUGCUGCUGCUGCUGCUGCUGCUGCUGCUUCGCUUUUCGCGUUUCCGCCGCCGCUGCUGCCGCUGCUGCACAGCAACGCAAAGCCGCAAGCAGCAGCAGCCGUUCAAACUGCUGCUGCUGCUGCUGCUGCUGCUGCUGAGGCAGCGCCGGGAAGCGAAAAAGAGAAGGACGAAGCAGCAAAAAGAAUUUCAGGAAUUGUUCUGGAGAGCCAAAGAAAUUCGGAACACAGCUCUGUUUCCUUCAAGUUGCUGCUGCCAGCAGCAGCAGCAGCAGCAGCAAACGAAGCUGCUGCUGCUCAGGAGCAGCAGCGGGGAGCUGCCCCAGAGGGCGAAGAAGACAUGCUGCUGCAAGAAGACCCCGAGCUGCUGCAGCAGCUGGCCAAAGGCUUCCGCCGCCUCAUUUCCCGAAAGGCUCUUCGCCAGGAAAAGGAAGCAAAGCGCCGGCAAGGGCUGCGGCAGCAGCUGCAGCAGCUGCAGCAGCUGCAGCAGCAGCAACAGCUGCAGCAGCAGCAACAGCUGCAGCAGAAGCAGCGCCAAGAGGAAGCCUCGCCUCUGCAGCAAAUGGCAGCAAUUGAUAAUGUUCUCUUUUGCUGCUCUGCAGCAGAUCUUCAAGAAGAUUCUCUUUUUGUUAACAUUCAAGACUGGACUGCAGCGCUCCUAGCAGCAACGCAGCAGCGAGCUGCGGCCUGCAGCAGCCUGUGGCAGCAGCAGCAGCAGCAGCAGCAGCAGGAGCAGCGGGAGCAACAGCAGCAGCAGCAGCGGGAGCAGCAGGAGCAGCGGGAGCAGCAGCAGCAACAGCAGCAGCAGCAGCGGGAGCAGCAGCAGCAGCAGCUGCUGCUGCUGCAGAGGGUAGGGAGCGGGUGUCCCCCUGCUGCUGUCGUUGCUGCAGCAAGGACAGCAGCAGCUCGCGUUGCUGCAGCAGCAGCAAGAGCCUUUGGCUACCACUUCAGCAACAAAGAUUUGGCAUUUGAGGCAACAGCAGCAGAAAAAGCAGCAGCACUUUUCCCCGUAAGAUUUCAUUUUCUUCAAACUUUCAAAAGAGCUUCCUCCCUUAUGCUGCUGCUGCUGCUGCUGCUGCUGCUGCUGCUGCUGCUGCUGGUGCUGCAGCAAGAGAGGACUGAAUCGGCGCUGUUUGACUUGUUUGCUGCUGCUGCUGCUGCCUGCGCCCUCGUGCUGCUGCAGCAGCAGCUUCUGGACGGGGGAAAGCUGCAGGCCCGCUGCUUCCUUUCGCAGCUCUUAGCAGCACAUCCGUGUCUUCAGGGGCCCCUUUCAGUUGCUGCAGCAGCACUUCUUUCGCCAGAGCCAGGGGCUCCCCUUGGCGCAGCAGCACCCCCAGCAGCAGCAGCAGCAGCAGCAGCAGCAGCAGCAGCAGCAGCAGCAGCAGAGAAAAAGAAAAGGAACAGCAGCAGCGGAGAGUUGAAUGCAGCAAAAGUUUCCGUCGUGGCAAAUUGCUGCCGCCUUUUUCCCCGCGUUUCCGUUUUUGUUUCUUUUGAUGGGCUGCUGCAGCCGCUGCAGCAGGAGCUGCAGCAGCAAGGAUUUCAUUUCGAAGUUUUGGGGCGGGAGGAAUCAGCAAAAGAGAGACACAAAGAUGCUGCCGAAGAAACUCCUGGAGCUCUCGGUGUCUGUACAGCGCACUUGAAAGCCACCCAGAACCUCCAGCCGCUCGACGGGCUCUGCGAAGGCUCAAGGCUGAGCGCGGCGGCGGCGAAGUACGCCAGCACCAAACAAAAGCUCCUCGCUCCGCCGCCGCCGCCGCCGCCGCCGCCGCCGCCGCCGCCGCAGCAGCAGCAGCAGCAGCAGCAGCAGCAGCAGCAGCAGCAGCAGCAGCAGCAGCAGCAGCAUUGCAGCAGCAGCAGCAUUGCAGCAGCCGCAGCAGCAGCAGCAGCAGCAGCAGCAGCAGCAGGGGGAGUGGCGCACCAGUUGAAGACGGCGAGGAAGGCCAGCAGCAGCAGCAAAAAGCCCGCAACUAAGUUGAAAACAAAAGAAUCUCCAAAACUCAAAUAUAACAAAUAA
Messenger RNA from Eimeria necatrix, 3105 nucleotides. RefSeq lists its product as hypothetical. NCBI's taxonomy places the organism in Eukaryota, Apicomplexa, Conoidasida, Eucoccidiorida, Eimeriidae. The record is from RefSeq and is a predicted model, not a curated record. The transcript has 13 exons. Bases 1 to 3105 code for a protein of 1034 amino acids.